ACAGAAUUAACGGACAUGGAUUUUAUGGGUCAUCUUCUUCUUCAAACUCCAAAACCUUCAGUCUCCACACACUCAGUCCCAGUCCCUAAUGUCUUCAGGCCAAGAGCCCUUCUCCAAUCAGGACCCGACUCGAAACCCAUUCUUCUUCCCAGUCUUCUCUCUCUGGCUCUCACUGUAACCUUAAGUUCCCCAUUGUCUUCUUUGGCAAUCCCUUCUCUCAAUUCUCCCUCUUUUCCCUCUCCCACUACCCCAUUUUCUCAAUCCAAGACUUUGAAGGUUGGAAUCGAAAAUGGAAAAAUUAGACCAUGCCCAUCUAUAAAUCCUGGCUGUAUAUCCUCAAAUCCGAAAUCAUCAUCAUUUGCAUUCCCAUGGAGGAUUCCGGAGAAUUUUUCAGACAAUCCCAUUCAGAGAUUACAAGAAGCAAUCUUGAAAACUCAGGGAAACACAAAAGUUCUAGCGAUGGAAGAUACCCCUGAUGGCCAAUAUCUAUUAGCUGAGGUCGACGGCAGUUUCAAUACUCGAGAUUUGUUGGAGUUUUUGGUGAAAGGAGAUGUAGUUGCUUACAGGGCCAUGGCAAAGAAAGUUACCUAUGUCUAUCCAUUCACCACAGCUUUGGGGGAUUCAAGGGGUCAAGAAGAGCGUGUGAAGAGAAUCAUAGACGAGUUGGGUUGGUAUGCUCCCAGUUUUGAUUCCAUGGAAUGACACUCUGAUUAGUCAUGCAUGCAAAAACACACUGCUAUAGCUAUGAAAAUAUGUUAUUUUUUGCCACAUCCUGGUGGAAAUAAUGUAAUUUUUUUACACUACAUUUGUAAAAGCAUUCACUCUGCCUAUUGAUGUUGUAAUUACUUUUUUGGCUAGAAAUUCUGCUCUUUUGCUUGGCUACUUUUACUGCUAUUAAUUGCAGAGUUUUCCUUCCUCUUUA
Molecule: messenger RNA, 922 nt
Organism: Humulus lupulus (European hop)
Lineage: Eukaryota; Viridiplantae; Streptophyta; Magnoliopsida; Rosales; Cannabaceae
Product: thylakoid lumenal 17.9 kDa protein, chloroplastic
Exons: 4
Coding region: 16-702 (228 amino acids)
Source: RefSeq, a predicted model, not a curated record